CUCAUACCUACUCUUGUUGAUUUUUUUCUAAAUAUAUGUACUUUUUGAGUACAUAACCUUUGUAGUGAUUUAAAAAUUAAUUUUUUUGAUUAAAUUGUCAAAUUAAACGCUUCAACAAAAUGUCAUUACCAAUAUUGUCAUUUAUUCGAAGAAUAUCAACAUCAAGUGUUCUUGGUAACAAACGAAAUCCUAGAAAAUUCUUAUUCUACAACAAAGCUGGUUCAAGAACAUUUAAAGAACGGCAGAGAAUCCAACCUCAUCCAUUAAUUCCCAUCAACAAACGAGGAUGUAGAGACACAGGAAUUACAGUCAAUGGAGAGUACGUAGAAAUCCCUGAAAAAAUACCCGAGCUGAUAGUACCAGAUCUGACGAACUGCGAGCUUAAACCCUAUGUCUCUUAUCGUGCGGAGAUUCAAGAGCAGCCCGAGAUGACAGCGCAGUUGCUAUUCGAUGCAAUUUACGCGGAAAAAAUAAAAAAAGACUUUAAGGAAGGAAAGCUAGAUGAGGCAGGACAGCCUCUGGAGCCGAGUGCCGAGGAGUCGUUGACAGCAGAAGAGGCCUACCUGCGAGCACGUCAGACAGGAUGCGAUCUAUUUCUACAUGAGGCACCUCCACCGCCACCAAGAAGAGUUGAAAAUGAGCAGUAGUCAUUUUCGUCUAAUUAAUUACUAUUAUUACUGUUACACUAAUUCAUUUUUUAAUGUCAAUCUUUAUUAUAUAUAUCAUUUAUUGUCGUAGAACGUGAUUAUGUAAGUAUUUUCACAUGUAUAAUUUGUUUUGCUGUUUAAACAAUUUCAUGCGAUAUACUACAAACUAAUGGA
Microplitis demolitor is the source of this 821-nucleotide messenger RNA. RefSeq names its product 39S ribosomal protein L41, mitochondrial (gene mRpL41). Bases 120 to 647 code for a protein of 175 amino acids. The record is from RefSeq and is a predicted model, not a curated record. Gene Ontology annotation, biological process: translation. The transcript has 3 exons. Gene Ontology annotation, cellular component: mitochondrial large ribosomal subunit. NCBI's taxonomy places the organism in Eukaryota, Metazoa, Arthropoda, Insecta, Hymenoptera, Braconidae. Gene Ontology annotation, molecular function: structural constituent of ribosome.